AUGAAUGAGGAAACAGCAGUGCGAGUGUGGUGGCUAGAAGGCGGGUUGGGCGCUGGGUGCCUCCGAGCCCUCCUUGAAAACCCGGCUGCUGUGCUGGUAGAACGUCCUCACAGACUUCAGGCUUACAUGAGUUCCCAUGGGAGUGGACAGAUAAUAUUCCAUUCUCCUCCCACAACUCCUCCCAAAACCCCUCCCACAACUCCUUCCAAAACCCCUCCCACAACUCCUCCCAAAACCCCUCCCACAGCUCCUCCCACAACUCCUCCCAAAACCCCUCCCACAACUCCUCCCAAAACCCCUCCCACAACUCCUCCCAAAACCCCUCCCACAGCUCCUUCCAAAACCCCUCCCACAGCUCCUCCCACAACUUCCAUAAAAGCUGUUACUAAGGUUAUCCUCCUACCAAGACUUCCCACACGCCCCCACACCCACACGCCCCCACACCCAUACGCCCCCACACCCACACGCUCCCACCCACACCCCAUACCCACAAACGCCCGUACACCCCCAUAA
Messenger RNA from Penaeus indicus, 513 nucleotides. RefSeq lists its product as uncharacterized. The record is from RefSeq and is a predicted model, not a curated record. Lineage: Eukaryota; Metazoa; Arthropoda; Malacostraca; Decapoda; Penaeidae. The coding region runs from base 1 to 513 and encodes 170 amino acids. The transcript is spliced from 4 exons.